AUGAAAUCACUGACACUCACCUCUGUUACAGUUAACACUUCUCUGUCUGUACCUGUGGGUAUGAAGGCUGUGCUCUAUUGCCCUCACAUCCCGUUGACAACUGUGGUGCUAACAACAUGGGAAAUAGUCCUCAGAGACAAGCCUUCCUGCACCAGAGCCUACAGGACAGAUACAAAUGAGACCAAGGAAGAAAACUGUACUGACAAGAGAAUAACCUGGGCCUCCAGACCUGAUGAGACUCUCACCCUUCAGAUUGAUCCCGUGGACAUCACUCAUGAUGGGUAUUACGGGUGUCAAGUGGUAACACCUGACGGGAAUUUCCAUCAUGGAUAUCACCUCCAAGUGUUAGUGCCCCCCGAGGUGACCCUGUUUCAAAGCAAGAAUAGAACUGUGGUGUGCAGGGCAAUUGCAGGGAAGCCGGCUGCACAGAUCUCCUGGACCCCACAGAGAGCCUGUGAAACUAAGCACGAAUAUUGGGGCAAUGGCACAGUGACAGUCCAGAGUACAUGCCCCUGGGAGGACCACCAUGUGCCUUCUGUGUCCUGCACUGUCUCCCAUGUGACCAGCAACAAGAGUCUGUCGUUAGAGCUGAAUCAAGGUGCCCAAACAACAACAAACUUACGUAUUCUAUAUAGCAUCCCCUGUAUUUUUAUUGUCUUUGCCAUCGGGGGAUCCAUUUGGCUUUUGAAAAACGGUGGCUGCAGAAAAGGUAAAUUGAAAAAAACAGAAGCUAAUCCAAGUGUUGAGGAGGAUGAAAUGCAGCCCUAUGCCAGCUACACAGAGAAGAACAAUCCACUGUAUGAUACUGCAAACAAGGUGAAGAUGUCUCGGGUGUUACAAAGUGAAGUUGAUGGAACAGGUCUCAAUACUUUAUAAGUUAUUGGAGUCUAGCACCAGGACAAGUGAAUCAAGAUACAGUACAAUUACUGCCUUGAUUUUCUUAGAGUUUGAGAAUGGAAGAUCUAUUUUGAAAUUAGCUUUUCAAAGAUUCUUAGAAGACAAAGACUUGAAAGAUUUGCAUUUAUAUGCUUAUAUAAUUGAAAUUUUAGAAUCUUAGCUGCUACUAGAUAGUUCUCUGAAGAACUGAUGCUAUUACAAAGAAAGCACUCUCAUGAUAAAAUACUCAAAUUGUUCAGUAUAGUAGAUAAUGAAAACCAAGUUUCUUCAAGAAAUAACUCUGCAGCAGGGACAAUCAUCAACAAUUUUUAUGUAUUCCUCCAGAAAAUUUCUAUGUGCAUAUGACAUAUCUAUAUGCCCAUGGUACGCAUAUACAUUUAUAUAUCUAUUUACAUAUGCAUAAACAUAUCCUUGUCAAGACACAAAUGGGAAUAUACUAUAGUGCUGUUCUGUACUUCUAGAAAGCUAAUAUUAUAAUAUGUCUUGGAGAUCUUUUAUAUCAACACAAGCAGAGCUACCUCAUUCAUUUUAAUGGCUACAUAAAAUUCCAUUGUACAGUUAUGUCAUAAUUUAAUUAACCAAAACCCUAGUGAUGGAUAUUUAGAUUGUCUUAAGUUUUGUUUAUUUGUUUUGCUACUAUAAACAAUACCACAUAGAAGGUUUCUUGUGUGUAUAUCUCUUUGUAUUUGUUUGAGUAUAUUUGUAGGAUAAUUUCCUUGAGUGAAAUUGCCAGGCCAAAGAGUUUGUGCAUUUUUAUUAUUGAUUAAUAUGUCAAAUUGUAUCAAUUUACAUUCCCUCCAACCUUGUUUGAACGUGCCUUUCCCUAUACUGUUAUUUUAAUAUCUUCAAGAUUCCCACUUCCUACUUCUAAUCAACCAGUUAGCUAAUAUGAUGUACGAUUGUAAUAAUAAUUAUACUAUUUAAUAAAACUAGAUUU
Molecule: messenger RNA, 1834 nt
Organism: Ceratotherium simum simum (southern white rhinoceros)
Lineage: Eukaryota; Metazoa; Chordata; Mammalia; Perissodactyla; Rhinocerotidae
Source: RefSeq, a predicted model, not a curated record